This is a messenger RNA of Macrobrachium nipponense, 1325 nucleotides long. RefSeq lists its product as uncharacterized. Lineage: Eukaryota; Metazoa; Arthropoda; Malacostraca; Decapoda; Palaemonidae. Bases 122 to 1030 code for a protein of 302 amino acids. The record is from RefSeq and is a predicted model, not a curated record. The transcript is spliced from 5 exons.
GGCUCACAGUCUUCUGAAACGCAUCGGUGGAUCAGGGAAAAGGAGUGAGUGGCUCUGCAAGGGUUGUUGGGAUUUUCGAGUUUGUUCGCUGGUUAAAGGGAGGAGGAUCAAAGAGCCAAUCAUGAACUUCGAGGAAGUCGGUUCUCAGCUUCGUCAAGUUCUGGAAAAGGAAGAGAUAUUUGCCCUUGCUGCUAGAAUAAGGGACAACUACCCCUAUUGCAUAGAAAUGUACAACACUUUGCUACUGACCGCCAGGGGACUGAACGCUUGCUUCCAGUACGAGAUCUACGUGCCGAGGAAUUAUCUGGAGUCACAUAUCAUCAUUUCGAGGUCACUGAUAGAAUGGAAGAACAUGAGCAUAUAUUGCAGAGAGGAAGAGGUUCCUCUGCUCAUCAAAGUAAUGAAAGGCAGUCAUUUCUUGGAUAUAGUUAAGGAACUCCCUGUCAAUGUCUUUUUCGUAUCAAGCUACCAAUUAGAUGCAGUGCUUGAGACACUUCAGAUAAUUUUUGAGAGGCGCCUCCAGAUAAACCAGUAUUCAUGUUACGCCUAUGAAACCCGACAAAACGGUCCUCUGAGGUGUCCAGCAGGCAUGAAGGUUCAGAGAAUGGGGAGAGCAGGCAUCCACAAAAUGCUGAAAAGUAACAAAUACUGGAAGGGCGCAUCUCUAGACCUUACUUGUAGCUUGGCGGAAAACUUGCCAAUGCUGGGAAUUUACUUAGACCCAGAUGUGGGGGAGGAGAAGGUCAUUCAUUUAAAUGACAUCAGUUUUGCAGAAGAAGAAGCAACACCAAUCGCACAGGUAGGCUCCACCCCUCACGGUACUGUGGGCUGGUUAUGGAUUGAUGCUAAGUACAGGCGGUGUGGGCUGGGAAGACUCCUCGUUGAGGUGAUGGGUCGACUCCAGAUGUCUGAGGGGUACUUUCCUCAUGGCGUUGUGAUCUACUAUAAUGACGCCUCUGCUCUGAUGUUCAAGAUGCUGCCAGGCUGGAGGAAAACCCACUAUGUCAACAGGAUAAUCCCUGCUCAGUGAGAGGUCCUUCUGUUAGUACAGAUCCAUUGCGAGGUUGGGUCCUGUAAUUCAGUCAUCAUUUUCACACAAGAAUCAUGACUUGUCUUGAUUUCAAUCUUACUAUUGUAAUUUGGGUUUUUGAUGACUUAUUUGAUUGUGCAAGGACUUAACAUAUUGAGAACACCAUAAGAACAGUAAUACUAAGUACACAGUUUUAUAUAAAUAUAAGAGGUGAAUUAAUACCUUUCAUCUUUAUUGUUUGUGUGUUUUCAUACAUCCUGGAAACCUCCUUUGAUCUUUUGAUAUCCAAAGACAA